AUGGACGACGAUUCAUCGGCGGAAUCGCGCCAACUAGCCAUCGGUCUCGCCCGUUAUGUGACCGAAAUUGCGGACGAACCUUUGAGCGGAGAGACUGUCGCAGCCAUUGUUUAUAGAUUACGGGUUGUUGAUAAUUGUAAGUCUUUUGAACGUCUAGAAGCUCAUUCAGAAACAAGUUGAGCAUAAUAUCUUGAAAGAAAAAUAAAUUUAAUCAAAUUUGUCCGAGCUUUAAAGAAGACACUUUUUGUAUUGCAAAACACUUAAGCUUCCAGAUUAUUCGUCGGACGUUGACCUAAUCUGCGAUGCGAUGCGAAUCCUCAUCCAGAAGCUCAUCGACUUGCCGCCAGUCACAUUUGCCGCCGAAGUGUGGAUGCCAAUGUUCGCAGCGAUCGCGGAAGGAGGCAUCGAGCCGCCGUGGAGCGACAUGAUGAAUCCGAUCGACGUUUCGCAAUUGGCCGCCCCCUUCCUGCCACACGAUAUUUCGCACAAUCCGACGCCGCCCGCCUCCACCUCCACAAAGUGUUCGGAGCAAAUUGCGAGCACUUGUGAGCAGUACGUUCUGGAAUUGGGACUCACGCGCCGCCUUUUCGCCUCCAUUUGGGAAACGGAUUUGGAGGAGACGACGGAGAAAAUGAAGACGCAAAAGUGGGAUGAGGUAACGAUUGCUACGAGUAGCGAAUCAGCGAACCAGACGAGAUGCAUCCUCGAGAAGAACGUCGUUGAUUUGUUUGUGAAAAUGAAGGACCAUGAACAGUUUGCUCGCGAGCUUCAUUUUGCCGCCUUGGCUAGAAUUCUCAAGUAAGCCUUUCGUCAGAACGGCCCAGAUUCUAAAGUUUCGAAAGUUAUUCCAGAAAGUUCGAAGAAGACGUCGCCCCGCCGCCCGACAACGAGGACAUUUCGUUCUACGAUUGCUCCUUUGAAAUUUACGAUGAAAUUGUCAAACGAAUGUGGAAAUAUGUCUGCAGAAACGUCGAGCACAAACGUCAAACGCUUCUAAUCUUUGACAAGUUGUUCAGCGUCGCCAAGACGAAUGUUAUAAUGCAGAAGACGGCUGAAAAGUUUAUCGACACGGUGCUGUGGCUCAAAAUUCCGGAAGAGCUCAUUUGCGCGACGAUUGAGCCGCGACUGUGGAAAGUCGCCGAUAGUCUCGUGGAACGGCUUCUGAGCCUGAAGACCUCGAUUCCUUAUGAAAUCGGUAAGGAGGGCCAAGUAGAGUAUGUAUGCGGUUGGAAAAGGGACUUCUUUCGCCCCUCUCUAUAGUGUGGCUUUGUUGUCUCUCUCUCUCUCUCUCUCUCUCUCUCGUUUAAUUUUUUGAUUUUUCUUCCUCAAAAUGACCUAGAAACACUUCAGUUUCGUAUGCGAUCGCUGUGCAUAUAACCCAGGAAGUGACGCUAGCAACGCCAGAGGGUUCGUUUGGCAGACAUAGAGCAUUAUAUAUAUUAGCAGUCUCUUGGUUUCGAUUCGUUUCGGCUAAUUCUUCUUCUUCUUCUUCUUCUUCUUCUUCUCCUUCUCCGCCUUCUGCUUUCUCUUUUUGUGCUGAUCAAAUGAAUUGCUUAUUGUGAUGGUGCUGUCCAUGUUUGUCGUCAUUACGCUUCGUUGUCGUUCGUCUAUCAUUUAGUUUUGGGUUUUUCAUCUACACAACACACUGAUUUGCAAGAAUACUGCUGAAGGUUGCUUUUGCAGAUUUCUCCACCGAGCCGCUGCUGGAGCCGCUACCGUCGGGCGGCAACAAAAAGGAGCGAUUCUUGAGAUAUAUGGUGGAGGCGGUGAGUUUCUGAGCCGCCUGAACUCCGGGUUCUAACUCAUCUGAAGUGUUUUCAGAUGCGAAACACUCUGUACACCAUCAUCAGCUACCUGAUCCCAUCGGAAAGCGUUUCGGGUGUCAUCAGAUGCAUGUCCCACUUCUACACGGAACUUUUCCGCGCCCGAGAAACGCACGUUUGCCACGCGUGCAUGAAAAUGUACAAAAUGGCCACUGACAAUGGAUUGCUCUCUUCCGAAGAUCAGAUCGAAAUCGCCACCGCCGUCAUCGACACGAAAGCCAUCGUGACGAUUGUCUUUCUUUUGGAUUGCAUUGAGGACGACGACGUGAAGCAGAGAAUAAUCCGUUUGGUGCUCUUAAAGAUGGCUGACAAUCUGGAGGACGAGGACGAUAUGAAGGAGGGCUACGUGAAUCACAUGCACGAAAACGAGGUAUUCUGGCCGGAAGUGGCCAAAUUCGCCGAUCUUCCGAUGAUUGAAGAGGUCACCAAGAAACUGGCGAUCACGUGUCUGACGUCUCCUGAUCCUCGCACCGCCACCCUCGCCACCGACAUCUUUCUGACCCUUCUGAAACUUCCGAUUAACGGCGCCGAGGAGCCGAUUUGCAACGUGAAAUUCCAGUCGCUCGGGAAGAGCACGGAAGAGUGGGGAAUGAUUGGAGCUCGUCUCAUCGAGGUGAACGUCACGAAAAGAGCCGAGAGAAAGCGAGUGUCGCUGUUCACUCUUCAACAACUUCAGCUGCUCGACGAUCUUUCGAUGAGAGAUCUGAUCUACCUGGUGACCCAGUCAAAAUAUCUCCAGGCGGACGAAGGCCUUCAAACGCAUCUGAAAUUCUACGAAGGAGUCGAAGGAAUUGAGGAUAUCAUCAACAAUUUUCUGAAGAAAGAACGGAUUGUGAAGGUUGUGGCCAAGUUUCUGGACGAGUUUUCCACUGUUAUUGUCAAAAACGAGAGAAAUCUCAUAUUCGAUCUGGAACACGAGGCGAUUCUGGAUUGGCUCAAAGAGAUCGACGUCCUGGAUGAUCCCCUGAUCAUUAAAAAGCUUGUAGAAAUGUGUAGAUCGAUUGAAGAGUGGGAUUCUCUUAUGCUCAUGCACCUGGAGCUGUUCGAGUGCGGCAAAGAGGACCUGAGAACGUUCUCGAGAUUCUGGAAGAGUGACGCCAUGCACACGCUCUCCGCCGAGGAUCAGAAGCAGAUCGAGCAGGAGAUGGGCGUGAUUUUGCGGCAACAAUACGAGCAGCAGGGUGAGAUUGCGACAAAAACGAGAAACAAACGGGACAACGGACAGUUUCCGAGCCGUCCGAAGCCCGAGAAGUGGGAGGGACAACUGCUUCUGAUGCACGAUCGCAUCGCCACGUGGCUGAUCAGUCUGCCUGUCGAACGGUUUGACGAUCGCACGUCGGAACUGUUCGAAUGGCUGGUCGGAGUGUGCGCCGGACAAGUUUCCUAUUCGAAAGAGAGGAAUGUUGAUGCGAAGAAGCUGCUCGUGAAGUUGGAGCCAUAUCAUGGGAAGAGGGCGGAGCUCACCUACUUUCACGGCAUUUCGAAUGUUCUGCAAGGAGUCGCCAACGAUCAUCGCAACGGAGUUCUGUAAGUUUUGAGCUGUGCAAAAGUCUAGAAAAUUCUUUGAAAAGUUUCAGAUCGCUGAACCGUCUCUUCCUUUCUGUUUACUCGAUGUUGGUGCGAACCGACAUAAAGACGUGGAAGACGGAAGAUUCGCUCGACCAAAUUGAUCGUCGGAUGGGCGGCAUUCAUGCGUGGCUCGAGGACACGACGAAGAUCAGCGCGGAUCGCGGACUUCACUGCACCAUCAUCAUCCGGCUCGCCGAAUCGUUUUGGGCCAAAAAGACGGAGAUUCUCGAGAGAUUCUCGAGCGACAAGACACGUUGCGAGGCGGAGCUUAUGCCGAUUCACAAGUUUGUGCAAGUGGUGGCCAGCAAAUGCGAUGCGAUUGCCACGUGGAUGCUCCCCUCCUCGCAGCCCUACUACUUUGUCGGGCAUCUCCGCCCGUUCCUGGAGCUCAUCUUCUCGUUCUGCGACAUUGUCCACGUGUACAAAGAGCCCGUCGAGAAGUUUCUGUCGACCAUCUUCGAGCUGUUGUUCAUGCGCGACUAUCACGAUCAUCUUCUGAACAUGAAGACGUUUACCGUCCAGACGACCGACAAGUGCUCGUCGUCGGCACUGAACAUUCGGAAGGAGUACGCGACGGCGACAGACGGAGGCGACGAGUAUCCGAUUCGCGAGGUUCUCAUAUUGUUCAGCAAGUUCGGAUCGGAGAAUGUGCAGCUGAAAUGUCUGCAGCUGAUUGCCAAUGCGAUUCGCGAGAUUCCCGAGAACAUUCUGACGAACUGCCGCAUUUUGAAUGGAACAGAGCACAUUGAAAAGGUACACAAACAUUUAGAAAAAUCCAUUUACCUGACUUUUAUUCAGAUCGAACAGAAACGAAUCGUUUGCGACGUGACGCUUCUCACUGAAUGUAUCGGCUACACGAAUCGUCUUUACUCUACGCUGUUCGCAACACAACCAGAAGAGCCGUCGAAUACUACGCUCAGUACUUUCCAGCUUCUGGAGUCUGAGAUUCGCUUUAAAGAGGACAAGAAUCAGCGGAGGGCAUUGCGUCAUCGACAGGAGUUGGACAUGGGCUACUGUACUUUCAAGUCGACGGGAAGAAGUGAGUAGCGGGUAAAUCGAGUGAUCUUCAAUGGCUUAUUUCAGCGUACAUCAAUCAGCACUGGUACAACUGCUACUCGUGCAACCUGCUCGACACGAAAGGAGUGUGCUCCGUGUGCGCGGUCAACUGUCAUCGAGGACACGACCUCGCCUACUCCCGGCGUGGAUCCUUCUUCUGCGAUUGUGGAGCUAGUAAGUGCUCGGCGAUGAAUGGAAUCAGACAUCAAGCGAACGCAAUGAACGCGUUGCGAGGACAGCUUCCGGAUCCGAACAAGAGGAUAACGGCGCCAAAGACGAGGGACGUGUUCCCGUACCAAUUCGAGAUGCUUGAGAAGAGCGCGCAGUUGGAGAAGGCGUUGGAAGCGGUGGAGAAGGAGUUCGCGCAGAAGAGGGUGAUUCUCGAGCAGAUUAUCGACAAAAUCGACGAGGGAAAUCGGAAGGUUUUGGAAGUGACGGAGAAGCGGAAGAGAGUGUUGAAAUCGAUGCAGAAUCUGAGAGAGGUCGAAGUGUCGGAAGACGAAAAGUUUAUGAGCCUAUUGGACGUCGGGCAGUUCAUUCCGGCGAGACGGGCGGAGCCUCCAUCGACAAGGAACCCGCGUCAAGUGAGAGAUCUGGCGGAUGUGAUCAAGUUGGACAACGGAACGGAGCUGCUCGUGAUGAUCGCUGAAACGCCGCAGGCUUUCAUUGAACUUCACUACAUGGACACUCGGACGCACCUUCUGCAAGGAUUGUUCUCGCUUCGCACGGAAACCGAACAGAUUCCAUUCAUCGCGCGCAGUCUUUACGUCUCUGGAAAUCGUGUGAUCGUUUGCGGCGGCUACGAAAUCUUCGCAAUGCGCUUCUCGCCGCAAGGAACCGUCAUCGACAGAGCGCAUAUCAAACUCACCGAGGAGCCGGGAACCGCCAAUUCGAUUCAGAACAAUCCGAUCAUCAAGGCAGAGUUUUGUGAAGACAAAAGGCUUCAGUUGAUUGCCAUGUGCACUCUUCAAUACGUGCGCAUCUACGAUCUGACCCUGCACGAGAGCAACUUUGUCGAAGAAAUGGUUCUGCCGACUGGCAACGUGGAAGACGUCGUUGUGAUGAAGAUGGCCGACGGAGUCAUUCGAGUCUACGUCCUCUGCACAAACGGAUACCUCUACGAGCAUUUCAUCGAGAACUGCUCGGCCGACAACAACUCAAUCUUUCUGACGAACAUGGUGAACAUGCCUGGCAUAGACGUCAACGGCAACGGCGUCUCUCUUCACUACUCCGCCGCCUUCGACCUCUUCUUCGCCUCCUUCGAGAAUGCCACGUAUUACGCGAAUCUCUCAAAAGAUCCGCCCCAAUCGGAUUCUUCCGGUUCCGACUUCACUUGGCACAAUCUGAAGCUCGACACGUCGAUGCACGUCUGGCGAGAGAGUGCCGGCAUUAUUUCGUGUUUGUCGGCCGAGAAAACCGACACUAUCACCUACAUUCAUCCGACAGCCGGAAAACUUCUCGUGCAAUCCACGCAGGUCAAGCAGCCCAUCGUCACCUAUUUCACAAUGGUCAGCUCGAAAACGCAAGCGGUCUACUCGUUCCUCGUGUUUCCGGAAGUGCCGAGCUGCGAGAUUUGGGAGACGAGCUGGGACAACGUGCACGAUCUGUGGAUUGACGAUGUGCCGACAGAGCGACUCGCGAUCGAGAUGGAAGAAGAGAGAAAUAGACCGACGCCGCUGGAUCCGGCCGAUCAGGUGCUGAUGGCCGAGCAGUGCGAGCCACUCUCGACUAUCGAGUGGAACUGCCCCGAAAUUGAGAUGUUCUACACGCAAGCUGAACUCAAUCAUCGACUCUCCAACUCCGAGGUCAUGCCGCUGACGCUCGUUCAGAAGACGCACUUCACUCUGUCCGCGCGGAUCACAAACUCCCGACAGGUCGUGCGAAUGGUUCGAUUGGAAGUGGACGGAAACACCGGACCGGCGGCCGUCAAGAUCAACAACGUCCGCCACAGUCUCCACGCUCGCACCCCGAAAGUGUUCGAUCUGAAGCUCUCCAGAGAGGAGUCGAUUUCGUCGGAUCAUCGGGAUAUAACGAUUGAAGUGAUUCCGGGCCCGACGCAAUCCACUGUGAAGAUCAAGUGUCUCCAGUUGUACGGGUGUGAGCGAACCGCGAUGGACGAAGUUCAGCCGAUGUUUGAAAGAAUGCCCAUGCUGUCGCUCCCCAACAAACUCAUCUAUUCGGUCUUGGAAUUCUCGACGCUCCAUAAAAAUCACCAUGUAUGGGUGGAAGAACAGGCGAUGAGACAUCUCAAUCUGAAAGUCAAUCAUCCGUUGGUUCAUUUGGCCGCAAGAAGAACUCUGAUCAGAUGUCAUCCUCAGAUGGACCCAAAAUUAUUCAAAAUUUUGGAUGGAGAAUAUUUGCAAGAAUGGAAGGAUCUCGAGGGAUGGACGGAGGAGACCGGAUUCCUUGAUAUGCGGAUGAUUUACGUGGAAAGCUUGUUGGACAGGCUCGAAGUGGUGAGCUCCAGAUGGCCGCUGUUCGAGGUUGUGCUCAAGGAGAAGUUCGGAACGGUGACGAGAUUUGUGGAAUUGAUGCGCGAUGAAAUGUUGAAAAUGCCGCUGCACAGAUGUCAACUGAUGGCUCAAGCGAUCGUCAAAGUCGUCUUCGCACUGCUGCUGGAGAAAUCCGACGAAAGCGAGCAGCUCAUUCAGUGCUUCCUGAAUAUAUUCACCGACGAGCAGACCUAUCAUCUGGCGAACGACCUCCGAUCGGCUGUUCAGGAGACCAUCUCGAGGUACAGAUUUGUCAUCAAGACGGAGAACAGUAUCCGAGAUUUGGAAACAAAACCGUAUACAUUGAUCAGAAUGCAGCACAUUGGAAUCGGGCCAUUCUACGGAGUGCCGAGGAUUGUGGCCGUUCACGCGGGGACAGCUGCGCUGCGCAGAAUAUUGGGAGAGGGGGAGCUGGACGUGCCGGAGGACACGCGGUGGUUGGAGAACUUAAUCUCGAAGAUUCUGGAGAAAAAACUGAAAAUCGACAAGGCGUUCGGCAACUCGGUCACUUCCAUCUCCGACUCUCCGUCCUACAAUCUGUCGAGAGUGCUUGCCGCUUGCCUGUCACUCUGCGACUCCAAAGUGCUCGGAGACAAGUUUGUUUCGCUUCUCAAACUCAUCAAGUACGACGAGACGAAGAUCUUCCCGCUCAGCGAGGAGGCGUUCACCAACUACGCCUACCUCCGAUCCGUUGAACUGCUUCUCUCUGUGUGCCUCGAAAAACGGAUGGAGGAGAAAGAUGCGGCGCAGAAGCCGUACACGGAGAUGCUUGAUCGGAUUGUCGUGGAGCUGAAUGCCGUCGGAAUUCGUGAUCUCUGUUUCCGUCUUCUCGGAAGAGUGAUUCCGGAGUGGAAGGAACGAGGACCGCUCGCGAUGCCUCGAAUGUCGGCGGAGAACAGAAAAGUUUGGCUGCCACACGUUCCGCUCGUUUCUUCGUCGGCCAAUCAACCCAAUGCUAUCCUUAUGAGUGAGUCCCUUCUUGUCUCGAAAUAUGAUUUCAUCCAAUUCGUUCCAGACUGGCCAUCCAAUCCGAACGACGCGUUCGUCAUCGCUUGUACCGAUCUCGUUCUCCUUAUUCCGCAACACCUCCAAGAAGUGGAGAAGCGAAAAACGCAGGCCAAAGACGAUGGAUGGAUCCAAAGACUGUGUCAACUGGCGGCCCUGAGCACCGGCUGCUCGGCGUACCGUCAGUGCAAGAAGCUGCUUCUGGCGAUGUGUCACAACGACGAGAACAAGUACAAGACGAUGAAGGACAAGUACAAGAUGCAGGAUCUGCUGCAGCAGCUCGUCACCAAGUACCUGUCGGUCAGCAAGCAAGUCGGCGGACAUCAGCAGCUCACUGAGCUCGUCGAUGUGCUCGUUUCGAUCUCCAGACUCGCCCUUCUCCGGCCGGACAUGUGGCGAGACGUGUGCAGCGCGCACACCGCGUGGCUUCUCCGUCUCGCCUGCUUCACGACGGACGUUGUCGCUUCGCAGGUCGUCGAGUUGCUCAUUGUGGCCGUCAGAGAUAGCAGUGUCGGCGGACAACUGAGCAUUCAGCUGGCCGACAGUAUCAUCGAGGCGCAGGGCGGAGAGUUCAUCGAACGAAUCAUCAAGCGCUUCCUGAUCGGAAAGGACGAUCAACUGCGAUGGACGAUCCACGGAAUGCUCCGAUCCGUUAUUCAGUUGGCGAGCCGACAGAAUCAGUGCGCGCUCGUCAAAAAGUUGUACUACACAAUCUAUCCGAUGACGGAAGGAUUGGGCAUUCAGGGCGCACAACUCACCGAUCUGAUUGCCACGUAUGUGCCACGUCUGUUCAGCUCUUCCGAGCUCGUCGCGAUCACCGAAGCAGAAGUGGCGAGAAUCGGAAAGAUUGGCAAUAAACUGGACACGAAUGGAUACAAAGGAGCGUACCGAAUGAUGAACGAGUUGGGAUUCAGCUACAAAACCAUCCAAUUCGAUCAGAAUCCUUGCCUCGUUUGCUUUUCGACGAAAGGAAGUCACGAGACGCUGAAGAUGGCGUCGAUCAAGGCGGAAACGAGAUACUCGGCUAAUGUGAUCAUCUACAAGCUCAUCUCCAACUAUGAGAUCUCCAAAGUUAUUCUGAAGCUGACGGAAAUGAAGAAGACGAAGAUUCUGAAGAGAGUCUCGCUUUACUAUUCUGCCAAAUCUGUGGAAUCGGUGGAGCUGAAGCUUCAUCCGGAGCUCUGGAGAAAGUGUGCCGUCGUGAACGUCGCCGAAUCGGAUAGCAACAUCACACUGUCCCUCGCGGUGCCGGUCGUCACCUCCUCUCUGAUCAUCGAAUUCGAAGAAGCGACCGACUCGCGCGGAGUCACCCUGCUCACAUGCCCCCGCUGCAAUCAGCCAGUCCGCACACACUCGGGUGUCUGUGAGAGUUGCGGAGAGAACGCAUUCCAGUGUCUGAAAUGUCGAUCGAUAAACUACGAUUCGCGAGAGCCGUUCCUCUGCUCCAGCUGCGGAAACUGUCGUUACGCGAGAAUCGAGGCGUUGGCAAUGUGCAAGGCUCUUCCCGGCGCGCAACACAUCACGUGCGAUGCGGAAAGAGGACAGUGCUUACACGAAAUGUCGCUUCUGCUCAUUAGAAUCGAGUCCACGAAAACGAAACUUACUGCCUACAAGGUUAGUGUUUCUUAUUUUCACUUGCGCGCCGAAAACUAUUGUUAUUUGUAGGGCCUGUGUGAAUCUCUCUACCUGAAGCACCGCCCGUUGCCCUCCUACAAACUGCACGUGGAAAACGAUCACGUCAACGAAUUCUUCGACUCAACCGCAUCUGUCAACGUGGAUCACAUGGUUUUCCAGGUAACCGCUCGCCGUGUGGAUCCAGUCGAACUACCCUCAAGUUUCAGAACAUCACGAUCCAGAUGAACAACUUGGCGGCCUCGAUUCGAGUUCUGCACAAUGAGCUGUGUCAGCAGACGCAACAAUUGAUGCACUUGCACGAAGAGCUAAACAGAUACGAUAAUGCCAGUGAUGUUUCCGUCGUCUUCCACAGAUCCAGCGAUACGGCCUACUACUCGACCAGGUAAGGAAUUCUAUAAUUCUUACAUGAAAAGGGUUACUUUCUAGUGUCGAGUGCUUUGGAUGUUUGUGCAACCAGCUCCUCCACUCAAUCGCUAUCAUCCAGUCCACUUCAGACGACGAGAACGCUCUCAACGCCGUUCUUUCAACCGAUUUGUUUGUCGAUCGGAUCGGAUCGCUGGCCCAGACUUAUGAAACGCUUCGCGAAGAGAUUGAGGAACUUCUCGUCCGUCUCAUGUACGGAAGAACGGAUGUGACGGCGAAAGUGGAGAGGCUGAUUGAAUCGGGCCAAAUGGGCCUUUCCGUUAUGGUCAAGUCGCUCAUGUACGCUGCCGAUCCGACGUGGCAGCAGAAACUGAAGCUGCUCGUCCGAUUGGCCGUCGAAAACUACGACGAUUCGCACAUUUCGUUGCAAGUGCUCAUGGUGCUCACCAAGUACUUGGACGCGACGAGAACGGUGCCGCUGGAGGAGAAGAGCAAGAUCAAAAUGGAGCCGAAGUCGAGCAUUGUCCGUUGGCUGACAACUGAAGAGGAAUGGAAAAACUGCUCGGCGGCGUCCACGUCGACUGCCACGCCCGCUCCGCUUCCUUCGAAUGCCUACCAGUGGAUCUCAAAGUCUCUCUUCUCACAGUGCCGAGCCGUCCGUGCAGCCGCCAACUCUCUCCUCUGCCAACUCUCGCGUCAACAGUUCCACGAGCCCGUCGCCCUGCUUCUUCUCUGCGAAAACCUGGAUCAGCUUUCGCACAACUCCUCCUCGGUCUGUGAUCAGUUUAUGAAUGCCGCCCACUCAAUCAUCGACUCGUCCGCCAACGUCAAAGUUCGUCUUUUCGUUCAACAGUUUCAUGUGUACCUGAUCAAACGGAUUCACGAAGAAUGCGCUCGACUUCACGAGCAACCGGUCUCACUUCUGGAGGAUAACAAUUUUGGUGAGCGUCUGAGAUGCUUCGUCGAGUUGCUCUCCGUUCUUUUAUCGGGCUCCGAAGUGGAGAACGUGCUGCUGAAGGCCGGCGCCGAUGAUCUUCUGAUCUUCUUGCUUCACUCGACAAUCUUCCUGAAAAGAAUGAUGACGAGACGGACGCGCGCUGUGGACUCCUCGCGGAUGGCUCUGGAGAAACUGCUCAAAAGGGUGUCGUGUCGCGACGGAUCAAUGCUGAUGAAUGUCUGUGUGGAAUCGCUCAGAUUGGUGAAAGAUGCAUCGACGCUGGUGAGAAAAUAGUUGGAACAAGCAAUUGUGAAGCGCAUUCAUUCGAUUUACAGGGAAUAAUAGUUGGUGUGAUGAUGGAGAUCAUGAAUCCUGCAGAAGAGCUCGAUGAAUCGUUCAUGAUGCAGAUUGAGAAAGAUGUGGCACAGGAGGACUUUUUGCAAGGAAGAAUGAGCCAGAAUCCGUAUAAUGUACGCUGAAAUUGAAGUUUUUCGAAAUAUAUAUAUAUUUUUUUCAGUCUGGCGAUCCUGGAAUGGGUCCUCUCAUGCGUGACAUCAAGAACAAAAUCUGUCGAGACACCGAGAUGGUCGCCCUGCUCGAGGACGACAGUGGAAUGGAGUUGCUCGUCAACGGAAACAUCAUUUCGCUUUCUCUGCCCGUCCAAGAAGUCUACGAUCGACUCUGGAAACGGACGAACAACGGAGCGCCGAUGAUCAUUGUCUACCGGAUGCGCGGUCUGUUAGGCGAUGCCGUCGAGACGUUCAUCGAGAAUUUCGGACAACAGGGAGAAGUGGCAGAAGAGGAGGACGAUGAGCAUCUGGAGCAGAUGUGCCAUUGCCUGAUGCGGUCCGGCGGACUCGACAAGUUGAUGGACAUGAUGGUGGCCGAUGUGGGCACGUCUUCCGGACGAUUCCUGUUGACCCAACUACGGAAAAUUUUCGAUCGAAUCGUUAGGACGUGGCUGGGAAGGAUAGAGUUGGUAGAGAGGCAGAUCGUCGAGCGGAUGAUGAGUGUGAUCCGGACGUGCUGUGCGGAUCCGACGAACGAGUCGAAAGUUCAGAUCGGAAUGGAAUUGUACAAAGUCGUCGAGUUUAUCGUCUCGAACAAGGGAGUUCAGGAUAAAUUGUGCGGCAUCACGGAAGCCGACGCGAUGUGGUGGUUCAAACUAUUAGAGAAGCGCGGACACGACGAAGGAUCGGUGACUGAGUUGCACCGCAAAACCGCUCUGAUUCUGGAUCAAAUGAGCAUAAACAUUGGAAACGUCGUACUUGGAUCCGACGCCUCCGAAAAGGUCCUUGUGGAUAUGUACCCAAGGAUUCUGAGGUGGGCGAUCAUCGAUUCGGAUCCACACUCCCCAAGUAAUCAGCCGGCGGGACGCCAUCGAGUUUCGCGGAAGGAACAAACUAUCCUUUUAACGGAGCAAUUGGCCACGAUUACGACGAAUCUGCAGCCUUCCACUUUAGGAAAACAGUUGAAGCAGAAGAUACUGGACAGCGGAAUAAUCACAGAAACGUGCCGGUACCUCAUGAAGGAUCUGCCGAACUUGUACCAACCGACAGAGUCACCGGAAUGGAAGGCGUUCCUUGGAAGACCGUCGCUCAAACUCAUUCUGACUCUUCUCGCAGGACUGGCACGUGGACAUCAGGCAUCACAGAAGGAGAUCGCGAAGACGACGUUGAAACUGAUGCACCGACUGGAGCAAGUGGCAUCGGACAAUUCGAUCGGAACACUUGCGGAGAACGUGAUAGAGGCUUUGAGUGAAGAUGAAGAGGUAAAGGAACAGAUCACUCAGGUGCGAGACGAGACGAAGAAAAAGAAGAAGCAAAUGGCGAUGGCGAAUCGGCAGAAGCAGUUGAACAAGUUGGGAAUGAAGGUGGGCAUCGGCGGAGAGGUCAAAGUGGCCGCACGAGCAUUGCACAACGAGCCGAGCCUCGAGGACACCGACUCGAUGGGCUGCUGCAUCUGUCGAGAAAGCGUCGUCAGAGGAGAACGAGCCGCCGGAGUCUACGCCUUCGCAGCCAUCGAACCUGACACCGGCAAGACGGGAACCGUCUCAAUGAUGGUAAUGGUGCAUCUGGACUGCCACCGAGGAGCUCUUCGCGGCGGAGCUGGAAGGGCGGCCGACGAGUGGACACGUGCCAAAUUGCACAACGCCGGCGCCAAAUGCAAUGUGAUCACUCCGAUUGCGGUCGGUGUGGCUCCUGGUACGGCAUGGACUGAAAUGAUGCAUCGAUUCGAGACGGACAUCGGAAGGAUUUCGGGGUUGGCUCUCGGUCAUAUCAAGAGGAAUAACGUCUUCAACGAUAUGUGUCAUCUGAUUGAUCGAUUCAUCUAUAAAAGGUACGAUUUGGUUGUUUUCAUAUAUUUCAGCAAACCAUUAAUGUUUUCAGAUCUUUCUCAACCCAGUCGGAAGGUGGAGGACGCGAAUCGAACAUGCAAUACCUGGCCAUUCUCCACCUUCUCGGAGUGAAUCUUCCUGCCGACUCGGAACUCGAACCUUCCGUUUCGUCCCAUCGCCUCGUCACCUUCCUCUUCACUGAUCAGACCGUCGAGAGCUGGAAUGAUCAGAAGAACGACGUGCUCCGAGCGGCUCUCAACGACUUUGAAACGAGCGGAGGAGAAGCCACGUGGCAAGGCUUCCGACCCACUCUUCUCACCUGGGCGUUCGUGAACUCCUACUUCAACAAAGUGAUUCCGGUGAGCAGUUUAUGAUCAGAAUUCCGGAAUUUCAACUGAAUUCGAUUGCAGAUAAUUGGAGAUGAUCGCCUGCAAUGGCUCCGCGAGCAUUUGGCCGAUACGAUCAACAAAACGCGUUCUUUCGUCGAAGAGUUCGAUGAGAACGUUCUUCCGUGUGAAGAUGUCAACGAGUUUUGCGAAGUAACCGGAGCUCCACUCGACGAAGUGAACAUGUUCCUGGGCGGAGGAGACGCCCAAGCAUAA
This is a messenger RNA of Caenorhabditis sp. 36 PRJEB53466, 13820 nucleotides long. The record is from the annotation of a GenBank genome assembly. NCBI's taxonomy places the organism in Eukaryota, Metazoa, Nematoda, Chromadorea, Rhabditida, Rhabditidae.